Molecule: messenger RNA, 2589 nt
Organism: Cajanus cajan (pigeon pea)
Lineage: Eukaryota; Viridiplantae; Streptophyta; Magnoliopsida; Fabales; Fabaceae
Product: splicing factor Cactin
Biological process (GO): mRNA cis splicing, via spliceosome
Cellular component (GO): cytoplasm; spliceosomal complex
Molecular function (GO): protein binding
Source: RefSeq, a predicted model, not a curated record
AUUCAAACCUUGACUUGGAAAUGGAUUUCUCAAACAUUAAAAAAAAAAAAUGAAUUUCGGAUGAUUUAACUUCGAAAUAAGGAUUUACAAAGACGAGUGGAGGAAGCAAUUUUCCGAGUCCGUUGGAUGAAUCAUAGAUACAUUCGUUCUCUAAGUUUUUGGGCCUGGGCCCGUUUUAUUUACUAAGAAAAAAAAUCCAACAAAAAAAAGAAAUGCAAAUUUGAAUGCCCGGUCUCAAUCAUCGGCGUUCACCGGCACCGUCGUCUUCACUUGCCAACCGUCUUCUGCGCCACAGCAUAAUAAUCUGAGUAGAAUAGAAGAACUGAAUUCAAUAGAAUGGGUAGCAAGAGUAGGAAAGGGAGAAGGCGAAGGAGAUCCGAUGAUUCUUCAUCGGAGUCACCUUCUUCGCCCUCCGGUGACGAUUCGGACAGCCUAGAUUCGUCGUCGUCGGAGAGACGCCGGAGAGAGGGUCAUCGAAGCCACCGUCAAUCGCGGCGGGGUCGGAGCCGGCAGGACUCGGAUAAUACCUCUGAUGAGAGUGGUGAUAGGGGUGGGAAGAAGAAGUCGUCCAGGCACAUCACUGAAGAGGAAAUAGCACAGUACUUGGCCAAAAAGGCUCAGAGAAGGGCAUUGAAAGUAGCUAAGAAACUGAAGACUCAUACUGUGUCCGGGUAUUCAAAUGACUCAAAUCCAUUUGGUGACUCUAAUCUUAACGAGAAGUUUGUUUGGCGGAAGAAGAUUGAGCGUGAUGUUGUUCAAGGUGUGCCUAUUGAUGAGUUUUCGGUUAAAGCUGAAAAAAAGAGACAGAGAGAAAGGAUGGCAGAAAUUGAAAAGGUGAAGAAAAGAAGAGAAGAAAGGGCACUUGAGAAGGCACGGCAUGAAGAAGAAAUGGCACUGUUAGCUAGAGAACGUGCACGAGCUGAGUUCCAAGACUGGGAGAAAAGAGAAGAGGAAUUUCAUUUUGAUCAAAGCAAGGUUAGAUCGGAGAUUAGAUUGCGUGAAGGGCGUGCUAGGCCAAUUGAUAUCCUAACCAAGCAUCUCAAUGGCUCUGAUGAUUUGGAUAUAGAAAUAAAUGAACCGUACAUGGUUUUCAAGGGUUUGACGGUAAAGGAAAUGGAAGAGCUUCGUGAUGACAUCAAAAUGCAUCUAGAUCUUGACAGGGCCACACCCACCCAUGUAGAAUAUUGGGAGGCACUUCUUCUGGUGUGUGAUUGGGAGCUAGCUGAAGCUCGAAAAAAAGAUGCAAUUGAUCGAGCUAGGGUGCGUGGUGAAGAACCUCCUGCCAAGCUACUUGCAGAAGAAAGGGGUCUACAUUACAGUGUUGAGCCAGAUGUGAAGAGGCUUUUACAGGGGAAGACACAAGCAGAAUUGGAAGCUUUACAGGUGCAUAUAGAGUCAGAGAUGCGUACUGGUACAGCAAAGGUGGUUGAGUACUGGGAGGCAGUUUUAAAACACCUCCACAUAUAUAAGGCCAAGGCUUGUUUAAAGGAAAUCCAUGCAAAGAUGUUACACAAGCACUUGCAACGCCUUGAACAACCAUUGGAGGAUGAAGAUGAAUUCGAAGAUGCUCAAGUUAGAAACUCUGAGGAAGAUACAGAGCAUUAUGUUAAAGUCCAAUCUGCAGAUGAAUCAUUUUCACCAGAACCCAUUAAAGGUGAAGUUCAAGAAGCUGAAGAUCAGGCUGGCUCAUUUUCACCAGAACUGUUUCACGGUGAUGAAAAUGAGGAAGCCAUUGACCCUGAAGAGGACAGAGCUUUAUUGGAGCGGAAACGUAUGGCUGUCAAGGAAGUGCAGCAGAGGCGAAUUCAGGAAGCAAUGGCAUCAAAGCCUGCUCCAUCUGAAGAUAAUUUUGAGAUGAAGGCCAUGAAAGCUAUGGGAGCUAUGGAAGAUGGGGAUGCCGUGUUUGGCUCUGGUGCUGAAGUGAAUCUAGAUUCCCAGGUUUAUUGGUGGCACGACAAAUACAGGCCCAGGAAGCCAAAGUAUUUCAACCGUGUUCACACUGGAUACGAAUGGAACAAAUAUAAUCAGACUCAUUACGAUCAUGACAAUCCACCUCCAAAGAUUGUACAAGGGUAUAAAUUUAACAUUUUCUACCCAGAUCUUGUAGACAAGACAAAAGCUCCAACUUACACAAUUGAGAAGGAUGGCAGCAACGGCGAGACUUGCAUCAUAAGAUUUCAUGCAGGGCCACCAUACGAAGACAUUGCUUUCCGCAUUGUAAACAAAGAAUGGGAAUAUUCUCAUAAGAAAGGUUUUAAGUGCACAUUUGAACGUGGAAUUCUACAUGUGUACUUCAAUUUCAAACGCCACCGCUACCGCAGAUAAUUCAGGCACUGUCUUACAUUCUGGUUUUCUCUACGGGUUGGUUACCAUUUUGGAGAGUAAGGUGUAUCCGUGUAUGUUAAGCUGCUGGUGCUAGAGUUUCUUUUAGAUAUUUGGAGGAAUUAUCCAACCAACAUUGAGCAAAUCCUGAUUAUUGUACUUUUGGUGAUACAUUUGACAUGAAAGUUAAAUGUUGAAAGAAUUUGUGGUGGAUAGAACAACAUGAUGAACCUUGUUCCGAGCAAACACAUACGGUUUUCUCUGUUC